Messenger RNA from Erythranthe guttata (spotted monkey flower), 1525 nucleotides. RefSeq names its product ATP-dependent caseinolytic (Clp) protease/crotonase family protein. Gene Ontology annotation, biological process: L-valine catabolic process. The record is from RefSeq and is a predicted model, not a curated record. NCBI's taxonomy places the organism in Eukaryota, Viridiplantae, Streptophyta, Magnoliopsida, Lamiales, Phrymaceae. Gene Ontology annotation, molecular function: 3-hydroxyisobutyryl-CoA hydrolase activity. Gene Ontology annotation, cellular component: cytosol.
GGGCAAAUCGAACUGGGUCUAGCGGACAAGAUGCAAAGUUUGUUUCGGCAGCUGAUUCAACAACCUCUUCUUAUACCCACACGAACCUGCUUCCGAUCGACCAAACCCUACAAUUUCACUCUCCGAUCAAUUGCAAUCAUGGCGGAUGAGUUCGUCAGAGGGAAUGUGCUUCCAAACGGCGUCGCUCUCAUCACUCUCGAUCGCCCCAAAGCUCUCAAUGCUAUGAAUCUAGAUAUGGACAUUAAGUAUAAGAAGUUUCUGGAUGAUUGGGAAACUGAUCCGACGGUGAAAUGCGUUGUCGUCGAGGGUAGUUCAUCUCGUGCAUUUUCGGCAGGAAUGGAUAUUAAGGGUGUUGUUGCUGAAAUUCAGAAGGACAAAUCUGGUGAUGUGAAGCAGAUUACGACAAAAAAACAACAGUCAGACAUGAUUGAGGUGUUCACUGCUGAAUAUUCUCUAAUAUGCAAAAUUUCCGAGUACAAGAAGCCUUAUAUCUGCUUCAUGGAUGGCAUAACAAUGGGAUUUGGCAUUGGGCUGUCUGGUCAUGGUCGUUACAGGCUCAUCACCGAGAAAACGGUCCUUGCUAUGCCAGAAAAUGGCAUCGGCUUGUUUCCAGAUGUUGGCUUUGCAUAUAUAGCAGCAAAAAGUCCUGGAGAAGGAGCAGUAGGGGCCUACCUUGGAUUGACUGGCAAUAGGAUAUCAACGCCAGCGGAUGCUCUCUAUGUUGGUCUGGGAACACAUUAUGUGCCUUCUGGAAGCUUGGCUGCAUUAAAGGAAGAUCUCGUGGCAACCACCUUGUCUGAGGACCCUGAUCAGGACAUCAAAUCAUUGUUGGAAAGAUAUAGCAAAAACCCUGAGUCUGAACCUCGUCUGAAGUUGCUUUUACCUCGGAUAAUUUCAACCUUUGGAAGUAACAAGCCUAUUAAGGAGGUAAUAAAGGAGCUGGAAAAUGAUCAGCUGAGUGGCGAUACCUUGGUGGCAGAAUGGGCGAAAGAUGCCUUGCAAGGGAUUAAGAAAGGAGCCCCCUUCUCUCUUUGCCUCACACAAGAACAUUUCUCAAGAGUGGCCUCUGCCCAAGGCAAGAGUAACGAUGAUCUAUCUAAGCUGGCUGGUGUGAUGAAAGCUGAGUAUCGAAUUGCGCUAAGAUCUUCUCUUCGGAAUGAUUUUGUUGAAGGUGUUCGGGCUGUCUUAGUGGACAAAGAUCAGAACCCCAAGUGGGAUCCGUCGAGCUUGGAAGAAGUGAAUACCGCCGAAAUAGGAGCUCUGUUUGAACCCCUUUCCUCCGAUGUGGGAGAGUUGAAUGUUUGAACGACGCAGUUCCAAUAAAAGUUUCCGCAAAAGUUACUAUUGAAGCAGCAAAACUACCAAAGCUGCUGUCGUCUUAUUUCGAGUUAUUGUAGCUUCGUCUCUUGUAUCAUCUCAACAUAUUUUCGUUGUAAAAUAAAAGAUCGAAAUUCAACACAAGAAUAAUAGUUAAAAAUCAGAACGAGCCAAAUGCAAGAAGCAAAUGAUAUAUAAAAGUUGUUUU